Molecule: messenger RNA, 933 nt
Organism: Colletotrichum fioriniae
Lineage: Eukaryota; Fungi; Ascomycota; Sordariomycetes; Glomerellales; Glomerellaceae
Source: RefSeq, a predicted model, not a curated record
AUGCAAUCUGUUGGCACUGUUCAGUCAUACCUCCAGCUACAUCAGCUGAGUGAGUACUCCACUCGCGAUCUCGGUUGGAUCAGCGGAAUCUUCACCUCCCUUGCACUAUUCCUUGGAAUCCAAGCCGGACCAUUGAUGGAUGCCUAUGGCACGAAGUGGCUGGCUCCCAUCUCCGUGGCACUCUAUGUCCCCGUGUUUUUCAUCAUGGGCGAAUGCACGCAAUACUGGCACUUCAUUCUCUGCUUAGGAGUACUAGGCGGUAUCGGCGGAGCCCUCACAUCCACAGUCGCGGUGGCAGUCAUCGGAAAGCUCUUCAGCCGUCGCAAGGGGCUUGCCAUGGGAGUCGCCCUGUCCGGAUCCUCAUUUGGAGGCGUGACCAUCUCGAUGAUGCUUCGGUCCAUUCUGCCUAGACUGGGCUGGCAGUGGUCCAUGAGAAUCAUGGGCUUCCUAGUUCUUGGAAUUAUGGUUGUGGGCGUCUUAUGCUUUCUUCCCUAUCCUCGCCUAUCCACUCCUGUCUCUGGAGCACCUGUUGGGAAAGUAGGAGCUCUGCUCAAUUUCUCGGCCUUUCGCUCCCCGCCGUUUGGAUUUAUGGCUGGUGGCCUCUUCAUGCUCGAGUUCGUUCUCUUUGGAAUCACUGGCCUACUGCCUACUUUUGCCAUUGCUGCAGGCUUCCCUUCCAAUAUCGGGUUCUCCCUUGUGGCCAUUCUUAACGGCACUUCAUGUUUCGGUCGCAUCAUGACCGGCGUGAUCGGCGAUAGAAUUGGUCACCUCAACAUCCUCCUCAUUAUGAUAGGUAUCACCAUUGUAUUUACCGGGGUUGUUUUCGUGCCUUUCGGAACCAAACAUAUCGGUGCCCUGUAUGCCUUUGCCGCGCUUUGGGGCUAUGGAUCAGGAUCCUUCCUCUCGAGCACGCCAGGUAAGAGACAGCAAUGA